Molecule: messenger RNA, 15106 nt
Organism: Hemicordylus capensis (graceful crag lizard)
Lineage: Eukaryota; Metazoa; Chordata; Lepidosauria; Squamata; Cordylidae
Gene: FAT1
Product: FAT atypical cadherin 1
Exons: 30
Coding region: 329-14248 (4639 amino acids)
Biological process (GO): homophilic cell-cell adhesion
Cellular component (GO): plasma membrane
Molecular function (GO): calcium ion binding
Source: RefSeq, a predicted model, not a curated record
CUCAACUCUCCCCACACUCUUUGCCUGGACAUGUCUUGAAAACUUGGAUCUUUCCCUCCCCCUUCCAGCCAAGCCUACUCAAGUUUAAAAACCGGAUGGGUUCAAUCCGGCAGGCGGCCAUUUGGAUAUGGAGAGAAGCGCUAGAUUUCCCGGGCGCUGGAAUACGCUGGGCAAAGUUGGCUUUUGAUUUUAUACGCAUCUCUUUUUGAUCAAAGUGUGCUGGAAUGGACUGAAACAAAAGGGAACUGGAUUUAGGGAAGAGAGCAACGUUGCAGCCAGCUGGCCUGGUUGGUUCUGGUGAAUUGCCAUCAUUUUGGAGAACCAUUUGAUGACCAUGUUGCUGCUGCUUUUGACGCUGCUUCUGCAGCAUUUUGGAAACUGUGAAGGAAAUACAAGACACUAUCGCACAUUGCCAAUGCAAUUCACUCAAGCUCAUUACAAUGCCACAGUGUACGAAAACUCUGCAGCCAAAACAUAUGUUGGACAUCCAGUAAAAAUGGGCAUUUAUAUCACAAACUCACAGUGGGAUAUAAAAUACAAAAUAAUUUCUGGGGACAAUGAGAACUUGUUCAAAGCUGAAGAGCAUAUUAUGGGAGACUUUUGCUUUUUGAGAAUACGGACCAAGGGAGGAAAUACAGCUAUACUUAACAGAGAAGUAAAAGACCAUUACGUACUAACUGUCAAAGCAAUAGAGAAGAACACAAAUGCAGAAGCUCGCACAAAAGUCAGAGUGCAAGUACUGGAUACAAAUGACUUAAGGCCUUUGUUUUCUCCAACUUCAUACAGUGUUUCAUUGCCUGAGAAUACAGCAAUAAGAACCAGCAUUGCCAGAGUCAGUGCAACAGAUGCAGAUAUUGGAACUAAUGGGGAGUUUUAUUACAGUUUUAAAGAAAGGACAGAUGUGUUUGCUAUACAUCCGACCAGUGGUGUAGUAGUUCUGACUGGCAGACUUGACUAUUUGGAAACACAAGUUUAUGAAAUGGAAAUCCUUGCUGUGGAUCGUGGAAUGAAAUUGUACGGUAGCAGUGGUAUCAGUAGUAUGGCAAGAUUGACUGUUCAUAUAGAGCAAGCUAAUGAACAUGCUCCUAUCAUUAUGGCCCUUGCUUUGGCUCCUUCAGAGUUGGAUAAGGAUCCAGCAUAUGCUCUUGUUACUGUUGAAGAUAGGGAUCAGGGUUCAAAUGGGGAGGUAGCAUCUGUAAGCAUUGUGGCAGGUGAUCCACUUCAGCUGUUCAAAGCUGUGAGGACUUUUCCAGGAGGAAAAGAAUAUAAAAUCAAAGCUGUUGGCAGUAUUGAUUGGGAGAGCCAACCAUUUGGCUAUAAUCUCACUCUGCAGGCUAAAGAUAAAGGAACUCCACCAAAGUUUUCUUCUGUAAAAGUAAUCCAUGUGGCAUCUCCCCAGUUUAGAUCUGGACCAGUAAGAUUUGAAAAAGAUCUUUAUAAAGCAGAAAUGAGUGAAUUUGCUCCACCAAACACCCCUGUGGUUAUGGUAAAAACCUUUCCUACAUACCCCCACUUAAAAUAUGUGUUUAAAAAUACACUCAGCAAAACUAGAUUUAGUUUGAAUCCUCAUACUGGCCUUAUCACUACUAUAGAUCCCUUAAAAGCAGAGCAUGCAUCCUAUUUUGAAUUUGACAUCAUGACAAGUGAUAGAAAAGCAUCUACAAAAGUAUUGAUUAAAGUCAUAGAUGUGAAUACUCAUUCCCCUGAAUUUACCCAGACGUCGUAUAAAGCUUCAUUUGAUGAAAAUGUUCCUAUAGGCACGAGUGUCAUGAGUGUCAGUGCAAAAGAUGUUGAUGGAGGUGAAAGUGGCUAUGUGACAUAUAGCAUUGCAAACUUAAAUCCUAUUCCUUUUGUGAUAAACCACUUCACUGGUGUCCUCAGUACCUCUGAAAACAUGGAUUAUGAAUUGAUGCCGAGAAUCUAUAAACUUAGGAUUCGAGCUUCUGACUGGGGCACACCGUAUCGUCGAGAAGUUGAAGUUCCAGUUACUAUAGUUCUAAAUAAUUUGAAUGAUAACACUCCACUAUUUGAGAAAAUAAAUUGUGAGGGAACAGUUCCAAGGGAACUUGGUGUUGGAGAACAAAUAACAACAGUAUCUGCUAUUGAUGCUGAUGAGCUCCAGUUGGUACAGUACCAAAUUGAAUCUGGAAAUGAAUUAGAUUUAUUUAGUUUAAAUCCAAACUCUGGUGUGCUUUCCCUGAAACAAUCAUUGGUAGAUGGUUUAGGUGCAAAAGCAUCUUUUCACAGCUUGAGAGUAACAGCUACAGAUGGAGAGAACUUUGCAACACCUUUAUAUAUUAAUAUUACUCUAGUUGCCAGCCGCAAGCCAGUAAACUUACAAUGUGAAGAGACUGGUGUUGCUAAAAUGCUGGCAGAGAAACUCCUGCAAGCAAAUAAGCUUCAUGGCCGUACUGAAAUUGAGGAUGCCUUUUUGGAUACCCACUCUGUGAACCUGCAUACACCUCAGUUUGGAAGCAGUCUUCCCAGUAGCAUUGAAAUAAAAGAAGAUCAGCUAGUAGGUUCCAGCAUCCUACUUAUGAAUGCUACUGAUUUUGAUACAGGUUUCAAUGGAAAGUUGGUCUAUGCUAUCUCUGGAGGCAAUAACGAUAGCAGCUUUAUCAUUGGUAUGGAGACAGGAAUGUUAAAAAUUUUAUCUCCCCUUGACCGAGAAGUAAAAGACAAAUAUACAUUGAAUGUUACUGUUUAUGACCUUGGAAUACCACAGAAGUCUGCCUGGCGUCUCUUAGAUAUCAGCAUUUUAGACGCCAAUGACAACUGUCCAGAAUUCUUACAGGACAGUUACUUUGUUGAAGUGAAUGAAAACCAAGACCUAAAUGCAGAAAUAAUUCAAAUAGAAGCCAGAGAUAAUGAUUUGGGGACUAAUAAGGAAGUGCGAUAUUCGUUUAUCACAGAUACAGAUAAGUUUUCUAUUGAUAGUGUGACGGGUGUUGUUAAAGUUGUAGGAUCUCUGGAUCGUGAAGUUCAGCCUGUUCAUUUCCUGAAAAUAGAGGCUAGGGACCAAGCUGAAGAAGAACCUCAGUUGUCUUCAACUGUACUUCUGAAGGUAUCUUUAGAAGAUGUCAAUGAUACUCCUCCUAAAUUUAUUCCAUCAAGUUAUCAUGUGAAAAUUCGAGAGGACCUUCCAGAAGGAACAAUUAUCACAUGGCUAGAAGCCUAUGAUCCUGACCUGGGCCAGUCAAGUCAAGUACGAUACAGCCUUUUAGAUGGCGGGGAUGGAAGUUUUGAUGUAGACAAGCUCAGUGGAGCAAUUCGUGUUGUACAAAACCUGGAUUUUGAGAGGAAACAAAUGUAUAAUCUAACUGUUCGGGCCAAAGACAAAGGAAAGCCCAUUUCAUUGUCUUCUACCUGUUACGUUGAGAUUGAAGUUAUCGACGUAAAUGAAAAUCUCCACCCUCCACGUUUUCCAAACUUUGUGGAUAGAGGUUUUGUAAAUGAAAAUGUUCCUGUUGGUACUUCAGUGAUGACUGUGUCUGCUUAUGAUGAGGAUACAGGAAGAGAUGGUGAAAUUAGAUACUCAAUAAGGGAUGGAUCUGGUGUUGGAGUUUUCAGAAUAGAUCAACAAAAAGGUACAAUAGAAACCGUGGAUUUGCUUGACCGUGAGACUACUUCUCAUUACUGGCUAACUGUUUAUGCAACAGACCAAGGAGUUGUGCCUCUGUCUUCCUUCAUUGAGAUCUACAUAGAAAUUGAGGAUGUUAAUGAUAAUGCUCCACAGACUACUCAGCCUGUUUAUUACCCAGAAAUCAUGGAAAAUUCACCUAAGGAUAUGUCAGUCAUUCAGAUUGAGGCAUAUGAUGCAGACUCGAGCACUAAUGACAAGUUGACCUACAAGAUUACUAGUGGAAACCCACAGGGAUUCUUUUUCAUGAACCCCAAAACUGGUCUAAUUACGACGACGUCAAGAAAACUUGACCGAGAACAGCAAGCAGAACACAUAUUAGAGGUAAUGGUUGCAGACAAUGGUACACCAGCAAAAACAACCCUUGCCCGGGUUAUUGUGAAGAUCUUAGAUGAAAAUGACAAUAGACCCCAAUUCCUACAAAAGUUCUACAAGAUCAAAUUGCCAGAACGUGAGAAACCAGAGAGAGAAAGGACUGCCAGAAGGGAUCCUGUCUACCGUGUUGUAGCAGCUGAUAAAGAUGAAGGGCCCAAUGCAGAAAUAUCUUAUAGCAUUGAGGAUGGUGAUGAGCAUGGCACAUUUUUUAUUGAACCAAAAACUGGAGUAGUCUCCUCUAAAAAGUAUUCUGGAGCAGGAGAAUAUGACAUUCUCACAAUCAAAGCUGUAGAUAAUGGUCGCCCACAAAAGUCAUCAACAACUCGCCUUCAUAUAGAAUGGAUCCCAAAGCCCAGUCCAUCUCUUGAACCCAUUUCUUUUGAAGAGUCAUUUUUCUCUUUUACCGUAAUGGAGAGCGAUCCAGUAGCUCACAUGAUUGGUGUAAUAGCUGUUGAGCCACUUGGCACUCCGCUCUGGUUUGAAAUUACAGGAGACAAGCUUGCUAGUGACGUUUUUUACAUCUUUCAGAUGGCUUGUGACCUGAACUGUACAGCAGAAGGUGGCAACUAUGACAGUCGCUUUGAUGUGGACAAGGGCACUGGAACCAUCAUUGUCGCUAGACCUCUUGAUGCAGAACAGAAAUCAAAUUACAACCUGACAGUAGAAGCAACAGAUGGAACUAGGACUAUUGGCACACAGGUAUACAUUAAGGUAAUAGACACAAAUGAUCACAGGCCUGAGUUUUCUACAUCAGAGUACCAAAUCAUUAUACCAGAGGACACAGUGCCAGAAACAGAAAUUUUGCAAGUCAGUGCCUCAGACAGGGAUGAGAAGAAUAAAUUAAUUUAUACUAUGCAGAACAGCAUCGAUCCCAUCAGCCUUAAAAAAUUUCGUCUUGAUCCUGCAACUGGAUCUCUUUAUACUUCUGAAACAUUGGAUCAUGAGAUCAUUCAUCAGCAUGUUCUCACUGUGAUGGUACGAGAUCAAGAUGUUCCUGUGAAGCGCAACUUUGCUAGAAUCAUUAUUAAUGUAAGUGACAUAAAUGAUCAUGCACCAUGGUUCACAAGUUCUUCCUAUGAAGGACGGGUCUACGAGUCAGCAGCUGUUGGAUCAGUUGUUCUCCAAGUUACAGCACUGGACAAAGACAAAGGGGAAAAUGCAGAAAUUGUGUACUCCAUAGAAUCAGGAAAUAUCGGAAAUGCUUUUAAUGUACAUCCUAUCUUGGGCAGUAUUACCACUGCAAAGGAAUUAGACCGCAGCAAUCAGAAGGAGUACACUUUGAUGGUGAAAGCUGCAGAUAAAGGAACCCUUCCGAUGAGUGAAGUGACAUCUGUGCACAUUUCUGUCACAAUCUCUGAUAAUGCAUCACCAAAAUUCACAAAGAAAGAAUACUCUACAGAAAUCAGUGAAGGCAGCAGCAUUGGCAGUUUCAUUGAAAUGGUUACUGCAUACAGCCAGUCAUCUGUAGUUUAUGAGAUAAAAGAUGGGAAUAUAGAUAAUGUGUUCACUAUCAACCCAAAUUCUGGUGUCAUUACCUCUCAGAAGAUACUUGAUUUUGAAUCGUUGCCUUUUUAUACUCUGAUUGUUCAGGGAACCAACAUGGCUGGCCAGUCUACUAACACUACUGUAUUGGUGCACCUUCAAGAUGAGAAUGAUAAUGCACCAACUUUUACACAAGCACAAUACAUAGGACUCAUCAGUGAAUCGGCUUCAAUUAACAGUGUGGUUCUAACAGACAAGAAUGUCCCAUUAGUGAUACGAGCUACAGAUGCUGACAAAGAAUCAAAUGCUUUGCUUGUCUAUCAGAUUGUUGAGCCAUCUGCCCACAAGUAUUUUGCCAUUGAUUCUAGUACGGGUGCCAUUCGUACAGUAAUGAACUUGGACUAUGAAGAAACAAAUAUAUUUCGUUUUUCUGUGCAGGUGCAUGAUAUGGGGAUGCCACGCUUAUUUGCAGAAUAUGCAGCUAACGUUACAAUGUAUGUAAUCGACAUCAAUGAUUGUCCUCCUGUGUUUUCUAAAGACUUGUAUGAGGCAACCCUUUUGGUGCCAACCUAUAAAGGAGUGAAAGUUGUUAUGGUAAAUGCUACAGAUGCCGAUUCAGGAGCCUUUUCACAGCUAAUGUAUUCUAUCACUGAAGGCAAUAUUGGUGAAAAAUUUUCAAUAGAUUCCAAGACUGGAUGGAUAACUGUACAAAAUACAACUCAGUUAAGAAGCAGAUACGAACUGACAGUCAGAGCAUCGGAUGGCAGGUUUGCAAGCACUGCAUCUGUAAAAGUUAAUGUGAAGGAGAGCAAAGCGAGCCAGCUAAAGUUCACACAGAGUUCCUACAAUGCUGUAGUUCAAGAGAAUUCCACAGAGGCCAAAACAAUAGCUGUUGUCAAUGCUAUAGGGAGUCAAAUAAAUGAACCUUUGUUUUAUCAUAUUCUAAACCCAGACAGUAGAUUUAAAAUUAGCUACACUUCAGGAGUUCUUACAACCACUGGAAUACCAUUUGAUCGUGAAUUGCAGGAGUCUUUUGAUAUUGUGGUUGAAGUGAAAGCUGAGCAUAAACCAUUUGUAAUUGCACAUGUCGUAGUAAAGGUCACUGUGGAGGACAUAAAUGAUAAUGCCCCUGUUUUUGUCAAUCUUCCAUAUUAUGCCACUGUUAAAAUAGACACUGAAGUGGGCCAAGUGAUUCACCACGUCACUGCUGUAGAUAAAGAUACUGGUAGAAAUGGAGAAGUUCACUAUUACCUCAAAGAACAAUAUGACCACUUUCAAAUGGGAUCCAGUGGUGAAAUCUCACUCAAGAAGCAGUUUGAUCCUGACACGCUAAACAGAGAAUAUCUUCUCAUUGUGGUAGCAAAGGAUGGAGGAGAACCAAGUUUUUCUGCUGAAGUGACAGUCGCAAUCACGGUUGUGAAUAAAGCCAUGCCAGUGUUUGAAAAACCAUUCUAUAGCGCAGAGAUACCAGAAAACAUCCAGGUCCAUAGUCCUGUUAUCCAUGUACAAGCAAAUAGCCCAGAAGGACUCAAAGUGUUUUAUAGUAUCACAGAUGGUGACCCUUUCAAUCAGUUUUCUAUCAACUUUAAUACAGGAGUGAUCAAUAUUUUCGCCCCUCUAGAUUUUGAAGCCCACCCUGCCUAUAAGUUAAGCAUACGUGCAACUGAUUCCCUGACUGGGGCCCAUGCUGAAGUGUUUGUUGACAUAAUAAUUGAAGACAUCAAUGAUAAUCCUCCUCUCUUUACAGAGCAAUUUUAUGCUGCUACCCUUUCUGAGGCAUCGGUAAUUGGAACAUCUGUUGUACGUGUCGGGGCUAUAGAUGCUGAUUCUGAAGUAAACAGAGGGAUUUUUUAUCACUUGGUAGAAAACCACAAGAACCAUGAUUAUUUCCACAUAGAUAGUAGCACUGGGCUCAUUUUGACAGCAAGGGCUUUGGAUUAUGAAAAGACUCAGCAGCACACAUUGCUAGUAAGAGCAAUAGACAGUGGAAUGCCUCCACUGAGCAGUGACAUUAUUGUAACCGUUGAUAUAACAGAUCUGAAUGAUAACCCACCAGUAUUUAACCAGCUGCUUUAUGAAGCUAACGUCAGUGAACUGGCUCCCCGUGGACACUUUGUGACUUGCGUAAAGGCUUCAGAUGCAGACAGUUCAGAUGCAGAUAAGCUAGAGUAUUCCAUAUUAACUGGCAACGAUCACAUGAAUUUUGCAAUUAACAGAAAAACGGGGGUUAUCACCCUCUCAAACCUACACAAACAGUCCAUGAAACCUAUUUACAGUCUUAAUGUAUCUGUUUCUGAUGGGGUCUUCAGAAGUUCAACUCAGGUUCUAAUAACUGUAAUCGGAGCCAAUUUGCACAGCCCCAUUUUCAGUCAGAAUGAAUAUGAGGUAGAACUAGCUGAGACUGCUCCAUUGCAUACUCUGGUGACAGGAGUUAAAGCAACAGAUAAAGAUACUGGUAGCUAUGGCCACAUCACAUACCACAUUGUGAAUGAUUUUGCAAAAGAUAGGUUUUAUAUUAACGAGAGAGGGCAAAUAUUUACGUCAGAAAAGCUUGAUCGUGAGACUCAAGCUGAAAAAGUAAUCUUCAUUAGGUUAAUGGCCAAGGAUUCCGGAGGAAAAGUGGCAUUCUGCAGUGUCAAUGUAAUACUUACUGAUGUCAAUGAUAAUGCCCCAUUGUUCAGAGCAACUGAGUAUGAAGUAAAUAUUGGCUCUGAUGUUCCAAAAGGUACAUCUGUCAUUAAAGUUUUAGCUUCUGAUGCUGAUGAGGGCACCAAUGCUGACAUCACUUAUAUAAUUGAAGCCGAUUCAGAAAACGUUCAAGAAAAUUUAGAAAUUGAUAAUUUGACUGGUGUAAUAACCACAAAAGAAAGUUUAAUUGGUUUAGAAAAUGAGUUUCUCAUUUUCUUUGUUAGAGCACUGGAUGGUGGAUCCCCACAAAAGGAAUCCAUCGUUCCUCUCCAUGUUCGAAUACUCCCUCCUGAAGUUCCUCUUCCAAAAUUUUCAGAGCCUUUUUAUUCUUAUACUCUUUCUGAAGACAUUCCUAUUGGGACGGAGAUUGAUAUUAUACGAGCAGAACAUGCCACUCAGAACUUGCUAUACAAUCUAGUUAAAGGGAAUACACCUGAAAGCAACAGAGGUGAAUAUUUUGUGAUAGACAAGCAGAAUGGAAAGCUGAAACUUGAGAAGAACCUUGAUCACGAGACAACUAAGUGGUACCAGUUUGCAGUCCUAGCACACUAUAUGAAUGGAGAUUACAAAGUUGUUUCUUCAGUAGACAUAAGCAUUCAAAUAAAAGAUGCAAAUGACAAUAAACCUAUUUUAGAGUCCAAUCCAUACGAAGCAUAUAUUGUGGAAAACAUGCCAGCAGGGACAAAAGUCAUUCAAGUAAAAGCAGUUGACCAGGAUUCUGGAGUCAAUGGACAGGUUACUUACAGGUUAGAACCAACACAAGAUAGUGAUAUCACAGAAUAUUUCGCUAUUAACACAGAAACAGGCUGGAUUACCACUCUGAAAGAGCUUGACCAUGAGAAGCAGCACAAAUACAGAAUUACCGUGGUUGCAUCUGACCGUGGUGAAAAAACUCAAUUUUCUUCUUCUGCAGUCGUUGAAGUUUCUGUAACUGAUGUAAAUGACAACCCUCCUCGUUUCACUGCAGAGAUUUACAAAGGAACAGUCAGUGAAGAUGAUCCAGUUGGAGGAGUAGUUGCUAUUUUAAGCACCACUGAUGCUGAUUCAGAAGAAGCUAACAAGUGUGUCAACUAUUUCAUUACAGGAGGUGAUCCACUGGGACAAUUCGCUAUCGAAAAUAUACAGAAUGAAUGGAAAGUGUAUGUCAGAAAGCCUCUGGACAGAGAAGUACAAGAUAAUUAUCUUCUAAAUAUCACAGCUAGUGAUGGGAUGUUUGCAACAAAAGCUGUGGUGGAGGUUAAAGUCCUUGAUUCGAAUGAUAAUAGCCCUGUUUGUGAAAAGGUAUUGUAUACUGAGGCAAUUCCAGAAGAUUCCUUUCCUGGCAAACUCAUCAUGCAAGUCUCAGCCACAGAUGUAGAUAUUCGUUCCAAUGCAGAAAUAACUUAUACAUUGCAUGGUGCUGGAGCAGAAGACUUCAGGCUCACUCCAGACACAGGUGAGCUGAAAACUUUAGCAGUGCUUGACCGUGAACAGAAAGCAGUUUAUACUCUUAUGAUCAGGGCUUCAGAUGGAGGAGGAAGGUUUUGCCAGGCUAAUAUUAUUCUCAAUAUAGAAGAUACAAAUGAUAAUGCCCCAGAAUUUACAGCGGAUCCAUACUCCAUCACAGUAUUUGAAAACACAGAACUGAAAACUCUGUUGGCAAGAGUGCAGGCUACAGAUGCAGAUGCAGGGCUAAAUCGGAAGAUUCACUAUUCCCUGGUAAACUCUGCAAAUGGUCAGUUUUCUAUUGAUGAAUUCUCUGGGAUUGUUCGGUUAGAAAAGCCUUUGGAUCGGGAGUUACAGGCAGUAUAUACUUUGACAGUGAAAGCGGAAGAUCAAGGUUCCCCUAGAAGACUAUCUUCUGCUGGUACUCUUGUGGUUUCUGUUCUGGAUAUAAAUGAUAAUCCACCUGUCUUUGAGUAUAAAGAAUACAGCACAACUGUCUCAGAAGACACAGUGAUUGGAAUGGAGGUUCUUCAGGUCUAUGCUGCUAGCCGGGACAUUGAAGCCAAUGCUGAAAUCAGUUAUUCUAUCAUCAGUGGAAAUGAACAUGGAAAAUUCAGCAUUGAUUCGAAAACAGGUGCUAUUUUUAUUAUUGGAAGCCUUGAUUAUGAAAGCUCCCCAGAAUAUUAUUUGACAGUGGAAGCCACAGAUGGAGGAACACCAUCCCUGAGUGAUGUUGUAACAGUAAAUAUAAAUGUAACAGAUAUCAAUGACAACACUCCAGUAUUCAGUCAAGAAACUUAUACAGCAGUGAUCAGUGAAGAUGCUGAGGUUGAACAAGCAGUUAUUACAGUUAUGGCAGCUGAUGCUGAUGGGCCUUCAAACAACCAUAUUCGCUACUCAAUAAUAGAUGGCAACCAAGGGAACCCGUUUACAAUUGACCCUACCUUGGGUGAAAUAAAAGUGGCUAAACUUCUUGACAGAGAAAAGAUCUCAGGUUAUACUCUGACAGUUCAGGCAUCAGAUAAUGGGAACCCACCAAGACUCAACACAACUGCAGUCAAUAUUGAUGUGUCUGAUAUAAAUGACAACCCACCCGUCUUCUCAAAGGGAAACUAUAGUAUUAUCAUCCAGGAAAAUAAGCCUAUUGGGUUUAGCAUCCAGCAGCUGGUAGUUACAGACAAGGAUUCUUCCCACAAUGGACCGCCUUUCUUUUUCGCUCUUGUAAGUGGAAAUGAAGAUAAUGCUUUUGAGAUUAACCAGCAAGGAGUCCUUACAACUGCUAUUCAACUAAAACGCAAAGUGAAGGAUCAUUAUUUUCUUCAUAUUAAGGUGACUGAUAAUGGAAGACCUCAGUUGUCUUCUGUGACUAAUGUUGACAUUAGAGUUAUUGAGGAAAGCAUUCACCUUCCAGCAAUUCUGCCUUUAGAAAUCUUCAUCACAACCUUUGAGGAAGAAUAUUCAGGUGGUGUCAUUGGGAAAGUACAUGCAACUGAUCAAGACGUUUAUGACACUUUAACAUAUAGUCUGGAUCCCAAUGUGGAAUCACAGUUCUCUGUCUCUAGCACAGGUGGCAAGCUAAUUGCUCACAAAAGACUAGACGUAGGGCAAUACCUCCUGAAUGUCACUGUUACAGAUGGAAAGUUUACUACUGCAGCUAUCAUUCCAGUACAUAUCAGACAAAUCACACAGGAAUUACUGAACCACAGCAUAGCUAUCCGUUUUGCCAACCUUGCCCCAGAGGAAUUUAUUGGUGACUAUUGGCGCAAUUUCCAAAGAGCUUUAAGGAACAUCUUGGGUGUCAGAAGAAACGACAUACAGAUUAUUAGUUUGCAACCUUCUGAUCCUCCAUCAAACCUUGAUGUGCUGCUGUUUGUUGAGAAGUCUGGUAGCUCUCACCAUCCAACCAGAGCCCUGCUUCACAAGAUAAAUUCCUCUGUGGCUGACCUUGAAGAGAUCUUAGGUGUACAGAUACUCAACAUUUUCCACAAGCUGUGUUUGGGCCUGGAUUGUCCAUGGAAGUUUUGUGAAGAAAAAGUGACUGUGGAUGAAAACAUCAUGUCAACCCACAGCACAGCCAGGUUGAGUUUUGUCACACCACAUCACCAGAGAACAGCAGUUUGUCUUUGCAAAGAAGGAAGAUGCCCCCUUGUGACCAGUGUAUGUGAGGGAAACCCGUGCCCUGAAGGUACUGAAUGUAUAGCAGAUCACAGAGAAGGAAAGCACACUUGUGUUUGUCAUGGAAGCAAUACCGCCCAAUGUCCUGCAUCAGUUGGGCCAUCAGUAACUUUUACUGGAAAUAGCUAUGUUAAGUAUCGCCUUAUGGAAAAUGAAAACAAGGAAGAGAUGAAGCUUACAAUGAGGCUUAGAACAUAUUCUGCUCAUGCAGUUGUCAUGUAUGCCCGAGGAACGGACUAUAGUAUUUUAGAGAUCCACCAUGGGAAACUGCAGUAUAAAUUUGACUGUGGAAGUGGUCCUGGAAUUGUGUCCGUGCAGAGCAUUCAGAUCAAUGACGGCCAGUGGCAUUCAGUGUCUCUUGAAGUUGAUGGAAACUAUGCCAAGUUGAUUUUAGACAGGGUACACACUGCAUCUGGCAUUGCUCCUGGUACUCUAAGGACCCUGAACUUAGAUAACUAUGUAUUCUUUGGUGGUCACAUUCGGCAGCAGGGCACAAGGCAUGGAAGGAGCCCACAGGUCAGCAAUGGCUUCAGAGGCUGUAUGGAUUCCAUUGUGCUUAAUGGUCAAGAAUUGCCCCUCAACAGCAAACCACGGACUUAUGCUCACAUGGAAGAAUCUGUGGAUGUCUCUCCUGGAUGUUUACUGACUACUGUAGAGGAUUGUUCGAGUAGUCCAUGCCAAAAUGGGGGCAUUUGUAAUCCACUACCUAAUGGAGGUUAUUAUUGUAAGUGUGCAGCUUUAUUUAUGGGCACACACUGUGAUGUAAGUGUCAACCCAUGUGCUUCCAAUCCUUGCCUUUAUGGUGGUACAUGCAUUCCUGUCAACAAUGAUUUCAUCUGUCAGUGUAGAGGACUAUAUACCGGCCAAAGGUGUCAGAUUGGUCCAUAUUGCAAAGACAACCCAUGCAAAAACAGUGGCAAGUGUAUUGAUAGCUUAGAUGGACCUGUUUGUGAAUGUGAGGCAGGUUUUCAUGGAGAAAGGUGCCUGACUGAUGUUGAUGAAUGCGUAGAAAGCCCAUGUAAAAAUGGUGCCCUCUGUGAGAAUACAUAUGGCGCAUAUAACUGUAAUUGUAGCCAUGGAUUUGGAGGAAAAGAUUGCGCUGAGAUUCUUAAUGAAUAUGUUUCAACCCCUUGGAACAUUAGCUUAGCAGAAGUCAUUGGAAUUAUUAUUUUCAUAGCAGGAGUCUUUGUACUGGUUGCUAUUUUCGUUUUUUGUCGUCAAGUAAUCAGGAAGAAGAAGAAAAGCCAGCCACAACCUGAAGACAAACAUCUAGGAACAACAACAGCUUUCUUGCAAAGACCAUACUUUGACUCAAAACUGAAUAAGAACAUUUAUUCUGACGUUCCACCCCAGGUGCCGGUUCGUCCCAUUUCAUAUACUCCAAGCAUUCCAAGUGACUCAAGGAACAAUCUGGAUAGGAAUUCUUUUGAGGGGUCCACUAUUCCAGAGCACCCAGAGUUUAGUACUUUUAAUCCAGAUUCUGUUCAUGGCCAUAGGAAAGCAGUGGCUGUCUGCAGCGUAGCCCCUAAUUUGCCUCCCCCACCUCCUUCGAACUCUCCAUCAGACAGUGACUCAAUUCAGAAGCCCAGCUGGGACUUUGACUAUGACACUAAAGUUGUAGAUCUUGAUUCCUGCCUUUCAAAGAAGCCUCUGGAAGAAAAGAUCUCUCAGCCAUACAAUGCUAGAGAGAGUAUAUCUGAAGUCCAGUCCCUUAGCUCAUUCCAGUCAGAAUCGUGUGAUGAUAACGCUUCCCUAGUGACUGUAAUACACCUUGUCAAUGCUGUUGUUGACUCGGUGGGAAAAGAAGAGUCUUUUGCUGUUCCUGACCCGAGCAAUUCAAGAGGCUAUCACUGGGAUACUUCCGACUGGAUGCCAAGUGUCCAACUGCCUGGCAUACAGGAGUAUCCAAAUUACGAGGUAGUUGAAGAGCCAGCACCCCUGUACACAGAUCCAAAUUCCAUUGAUGCCGACUACUACCCUGGAGGCUAUGACAUUGAAAGUGACUUUCCACCUCCACCAGACGACUUCCCAGUGCCUGAUGACCUUCCACCAUUACCACCAGAGUACAGUGAUCAGUUCGGCUCACUACAGCAGCCCAGGGACAUGUCUGCUGUAGGUAGUUUGGGGUCCUCUGCGAGGCAAAGGUUUAAUCUCAAUCAGUAUCUUCCCCAUCACUAUCCUUCGGACGUGUCAGAACUUCAGAACACAACCAGUGGCAUCUCUCGCAAUUAUCGAGAACCCUAUCCUCCUUACACUGUAGGGUACAAUAGAGACUUUGAAGCCCCCCCUGUAGACAACAUGUCCAUGUCUGUGUACGCUUCCACGGCUUCAUGCUCUGAUGUGUCAGCAUGCUGUGAAAUGGAGUCUGAGGUCAUGAUGAGUGACUAUGAAAGUGGAGAUGACGGACAUUUUGAAGAUGUGAUCAUUCCUCCACUCGAUCCUCAGCAGCACACAGAAGUCUGACACUCUUCCUCAAUAAAAAGUGCCUGGAUGUUAAUGAACUAAAAAAGGAUUCUUGAGCAAUCUUGGAGAGCUUAUUUUUCUCGGUGGCAGUGCUUGAGCGCUUUUGUUUCAGUGAGCUAAAACUGGCAUGGCUGCACUGGAUCAUGCAGCUCAUUUCAAUAUAUUAACCAAUUUUCCAUUUCCUGACCUCCUGCAGUUUGACUGAUCACACAUUUCCCAUUGGCUGUGCCAUUGAAAGUGUUUUUUGUAAUUACAUUGUCUGUGUUAAAGAAACAAAGCAGAACACGUACCACAUUCAUCAUUUUAGCAUGAUAAAUGUAUUUAUAUAGUUCAAAAGCGAAUCUUUUUUUCUUAUCUCUUUUUGUAAAUUUUAUGUACAGUUUUGAUUUCAAUAAUUUUAACUAGAUUUUGUAGAUACUUUGCAAAUUUGAUUUCCACUUAUUCUAGUGGUGUUUAGUGUGCCGUUAAACCAGCACAACCUGAGUUUUAUUACAUUCAGGAAUCCACUGUAUUAUGUUUGUUUCCACAGAAGUUUGACAUUUCAUUUAUAGAUUUUAAUGUAAUCAUGCAUUUCCAAGUGUACAUAAUUUCCAGUUGUAAAAGUUAUCUGAUAUUUUCUGGGCAAGGAUCAUGGAAAUGUCUUACAUGGGUUUCUGUAGAACAGUAUACAUUUUUCCUUUCUUGAAAAGUGUGUUGGGGCCCACUGCUUCCCCGUUUAGAACCAAAAUCACCUUGGCACAGUUUUUAUAGUGUCUGUAUAUUUGUGAUGCAAUGGUCUUGUAAAGGUUUUUACCGAAAUCUACCAUUAGCCAGUCUUUCUUACUGACAAUAAAUUAUUAAUAAAAUACUUUAGCUUUG